Messenger RNA from Anopheles merus, 1239 nucleotides. It is a transcript of the gene Mettl2, whose product is annotated as methyltransferase-like protein. The transcript has 3 exons. Gene Ontology annotation, molecular function: tRNA (cytidine-N3)-methyltransferase activity. Lineage: Eukaryota; Metazoa; Arthropoda; Insecta; Diptera; Culicidae. Bases 97 to 1185 code for a protein of 362 amino acids. The record is from RefSeq and is a predicted model, not a curated record.
UGACCGAAACCACGGAAGAACCAAUUGCCACGGAACAAUUGGAGCAGCCUAGCGUACGGCCACAGUUUGGCAACCGGUUCCUGUCCGCCGGCGACGAUGUUUUCCAGCACAACGCUUGGUAGGCUAUUGCUCUCCUCCGUCACUCUAGCUCGGCACCGUGCUCCCUGUGCGGUGCAGCGCGCCGGAAGCCGUCACUACUGCGACUACGAAUACACGCGGUACCGCAAAAAGCCCGCCGGCGGGGGGACGCGUUUCCUGCGCGAUCCUGCACAGGUGUACCGCUUCAACACGUGGGAUAACGUGCAGUGGGACGAGGAGCAAGAAAAUGCUGCCCUGGAAGGGGUGAAGAAAAACUCAUCCGUCAAGCUGUCCGACGCGGAGGUGACACGGCUGGAGACGGAAGCCGAUCAGAACUGGGACCGUUUCUAUGGCAUCCAUCAGAACCGGUUCUUCAAGGAUCGUCACUGGCUGUUUACGGAGUUUCCCGAGCUGGCGCCAGCGAAGGGACCGAAGACCGUCCCGGAGCGUGUUCUGCCCGACGGGGAACCCGUUAAAAGGGCGGAGGAAGUGUCGCCGGAGAGUGAUGGGCAGCAAAGGAGGAGAACGAUAUUUGAGAUCGGAUGUGGUGUGGGGAACACUGUCUUUCCCAUCCUAAAGUACAGCGAUGAGAAGAAUUUGAUGAUCUACGCGAGCGACUUCUCACGGCAAGCGAUCGACAUCAUGAGCCAGAGCCCGGAGUAUGAUACGAACCGGUGCAAAGCGUUUGUGCUGGAUGCGACGGCCGACCGGUGGGAUGUGCCGUUCGCGGAGAACAGUAUCGACAUCGUGGUGCUAAUAUUCGUACUAUCCGCCAUCGAUCCGGAACGCAUGCAGCACGUGGUGAAUCAAAUCGCUCGCUACCUCAAACCAGGCGGACUGGUAAUGCUGCGCGACUACGGUCGCUACGAUCUCGCCCAGCUACGGUUCAAGCCUGGCAAAUGCCUGAAGGACAACUUUUACGUCCGCGGCGACGGUACGCUGGUAUACUUUUUCACCCAGGAAGAUCUGCGCACACUGUUCACGAGCGCCGGAUUAGUCGAGGAGCAGAACAUCGUCGACCGCCGGCUGCAGGUGAACCGGGGCAAGAUGGUCAAAAUGUACCGCGUGUGGGUGCAGGUCAAAUUCCGCAAACCAACCGGCAACUAAGAUAACGCAAUUUGCCUGUCUGUUCUCUUCUGUUUUUAUUGGUGGGUUUGUUUA